Messenger RNA from Osmerus eperlanus (European smelt), 1960 nucleotides. It is a transcript of the gene dgat1a, whose product is annotated as diacylglycerol O-acyltransferase 1a. Gene Ontology annotation, molecular function: diacylglycerol O-acyltransferase activity. The transcript is spliced from 17 exons. Bases 182 to 1714 code for a protein of 510 amino acids. NCBI's taxonomy places the organism in Eukaryota, Metazoa, Chordata, Actinopteri, Osmeriformes, Osmeridae. Gene Ontology annotation, cellular component: endoplasmic reticulum membrane. Gene Ontology annotation, biological process: triglyceride biosynthetic process. The record is from RefSeq and is a predicted model, not a curated record.
GAGCAGAUCCCCGCUAGCACCUCCCACACACCGAUGUUGACGUCCCGUCAAAAAGGACUGUGGCCACAUCAGAUCGACCCCGUAUAGCUGCUCCGGCAGAACGACAUUCACCAACACCUGAGACUGACAAACGUCCCGCGCAAUGUCAACCAGGUAAAAAUCUGUGUCCAACGCAAACGCGAUGGGCGACAAAAGCACGAGUCGGGGCCCGGUAACUCGUCACAGGCGAACAACUAUAUCCUGUGCUGCGGCCGCGGGGGCGACUUACGCCAACGGGAGCAAGAAGCACUCGAGCCCGGGAGCCAAACCUUCUCCGGUACCCGUCGGACACAGAAACGUGAAGGUGAAGGAUAAAAAGGCGGAUGAGACAUCUGUCUCGCCGCGGAAGGAGAGCAGCAAACACGAAACGGCGGUGGAUGACAGACUCAGUUGCCAUGUCACCCAGGAGUCUCUCCUGAGCUCUGCCAGUGGCUACAGCAACUACAGAGGCGUCCUCAACUGGUGUGUGGUCAUGCUGGUGUUGAGCAACGCACGGCUCUUCCUGGAGAACUUGAUCAAGUAUGGUAUACUGGUGGAUCCUAUCCAGGUCGUCUCUCUGUUCCUCAAGGACCCCUACAGGUGGCCAGCAUCCUGCCUGAUCAUUGCCUCCAAUGUGUUCAUCCUGACGGCCCUGCACACAGAGCGCAAGCUGGCAGUGGGCACUAUCUCAGAGAGAACGGGGAGAUUCAUACACUACACCAACCUGGCAACCAUGCUGUUCUUUCCCUCUGCUACUGUGCUCUCCAUCUCCUCCAUAACCCCCGUUGGAGGUGUGUUUGCUCUGGGUGUGUACUCUGUGCUCUUCUUGAAGCUCUUCUCCUACAAGGAUGUGAACCGGUGGUGCAGAGAGAUAAGACAGGCCAAGGCCCGCACCCUGUCCCGCUCACACUCCUGCCCCUCGGUGGCUCAGUUAAACGGUUCUGCCGUGCAUGCUCACGUGACCUACCCCGGCAACCUGCGGCACAGAGACAUGUACUACUUUGUGUUCGCUCCAACUCUCUGCUAUGAACUGAACUUCCCCCGGUCGCCACGGAUACGCAAGAGCUUCCUGCUGAGAAGGUUGUUUGAGAUGUUGUUUCUUAUUCAGUUACUGGUGGGGUUGAUACAGCAGUGGAUGGUUCCCACCAUACAGAACUCCAUGAAGCCCUUCCGGGAGAUGGACUUCUCCAGAAUGAUGGAGCGCCUGCUGAAGCUGGCUGUUCCUAACCAUCUAAUAUGGCUCCUGUUUUUCUAUUGGUUCUUCCACUCCUCUCUGAACUUCGUAGCUGAGCUCAUGCAGUUUGGAGACCGGGAGUUCUACAGGGACUGGUGGAACUCUGAGACGGUCACUUACUUCUGGGCUAACUGGAACAUUCCGGUCCACAAGUGGUGUCUACGUCAUUUCUACAAGCCCAUGAUGAAGAGGGGGGCCAACAAGCUGUUGGCUCAGACCGCUGUGUUCCUGCUCUCUGCCUUCUUUCACGAGUAUCUGGUGAGCGUUCCCCUGAAGAUGUUCAGGUUGUGGGCCUUUAUGGGCAUGAUGGCUCAGAUCCCUCUGGCCGUGUUCGUGGGCAAAUUCCUGCGUGGUAACUACGGCAAUGCGGCGGUGUGGAUAUCUCUGAUUAUUGGCCAGCCAGUUGCCGUGCUGAUGUAUUUCCAUGACUACUAUGUCCUUCAUUACGUGCCGUCCACAUGAAGACAAACCCUCCAACAACAGAGGAAGGGAGUGUGUGUGUGUGUGUGAGAGUGGGACACGAUACUGUGUGAUAUGUCGUGAUGGUUACAGGUGAUAUCUGUGAUAAUUCUGCUUGUAUUUGUUGAUGCACCUGAACACUGUAGAGAGCAGCUGUCUCCAAUCUGCUGUCUGUCACUGCCAAAGCUACAGGACAGGGUCUCUCUCUCUCUCUCUCUCUCUCUCUCUCUCUCUCUCUCUCUCUCACAC